CAGUGGAUGAUACUCUACAACGGGCCCGCUUUCUCAGCAGUUUACAGCUCUGGCAGCAUCAAGCCCCUGGCUCUCAGUCCGCUUCCUGGGGUCGGCUGCAGGAGAUCGGAUGCAGAGCUCUCCGUAAUAUUGCUGCGGGCGGCGUGUUUAAUAUUUCUGCAGCAACAUUUGGCUUCCCCCUCGGAAGACCACGCCCCCCCUCCCUGCAGAUUCACAGGGUCCUGAUCCCUCCCUCUCAGCGAGCCGGCAGCCUAUAACCUCCCCGGGUUUCCGCCCAUUCCUACACAGUUGAUUCUUUGGGAUGGCAUUGUCAUGCAAAUAAAGGACGCGUAAAAUAUUCCCUCAGAGCGCUGCGCCGGGCAGAGACUCAUACGGACCGCGCGGAGGACACAGACCGGGCCAUACGGUGGAUUUGUAUCGCUUUCGUCGCUACGGACCCGUCCAUCUGUCAAAGACACCCUGGCCACAUGAGCGACGACGUAUAGCCAGGACGCGUAGCCAGGAAACGGGUCGGACGGUUCAAGGAAAACCUGCGGAGGCUGCCCUGUGGAGAUAGUGGUCAUACUUUCAAUUUCCCCAAGUGAAGUCGGAGGUGUCUCUCGUCUCCAUCCACUGCUAUUGGCUACCUGCUGCUGCUACAGAGAGGGAAUUACAUGUAGACACCCCUGGAUCGCUUGAGAGCACCCUUUUUGAUGUUUUAGGGAUUUUAGGAUCUCUCAAAUAUUAACAUUUUUUGCACACCACGUGUGUUAUUUCCUCUCUUGUCCUUUUUGGGAUAUAUACAGUGCUCUUUUUCCUGUUUUAGUACUAAAGUGCCUUAUUAACUGGUUAUAAUCCAGUGUAACUGUGGCAUUGUCACCAGACCAGAGACGCUCAACAGGGAGAAGACGAUUAUUAUCAGCUUUAGAGCCCAGGCAGGAUUACUGGUUCCCCACCCCCAGCGAGCUGCAACCAUGAGCCAGGCGGAUGUGUCUACUUGCUCCGCGCCGCAGAGGGUUUUCCAGGAGGCGGUGAAGAAGGGCAACACCAAGGAGCUGCACUCGUUGCUGCAGAACAUGACAAACUGCGAGUUCAACGUCAACUCCUUCGGACCAGAAGGACAGACGGCCCUCCACCAGUCUGUCAUUGACGGCAACCUGGAGCUGGUAAAACUGCUGGUGAAGUUUGGUGCAGAUAUCCGACUGGCCAACAGGGAAGGGUGGAGCGCUUUACACAUCGCCGCCUUCGGGGGCCACCAAGACAUUGUGCUAUACCUCAUCACCAAGGCCAAGUACUCCUCUGGCGCCCGGUGAUCUGUCUCUGCUGUCAGGUAAAAUAUGAAAAUAAAAAAAAGCAAAACUGCAACAAGUGGAAAAUAAAACUGCAACACACGGGAAAGCCAGGCUCUUGUGAACGCAAAAAAAAUGCCAUUAUCUACAUAGUUGUGCCAAAUUAUAUAGAAAAGGAAAUAAAAAUAGGCCUGCACAAUAAUCUUCUCUCAUUGUAAACCAAACGGGGCCCUCUGUGCACUCCCGGGUGAAGCACCGCAUGCUUUAUACACAGCGCUUCAACAUGAAUCUUUAACAAAAGAAACGCCGUUUCGUUGAGUUUGUUGGUACUAAAGCUUUCCUCUUGAAUGUGUAUACUAGAUCUUGUCGUCCACUAUAAAAGAAGCCAGUGUCUGUGUAUCGCAUGUGUGUGUUUGGACUCCACAGAGUGCAGAUGGCCCAGUUUUCCUCUCUCUCGCCCAUCCCCUGUACAGUUGAGUAGUUUCUUUGGGGGGGGUGGCAGCAGAUUUGACCUGUUGCUCCUCAUUGUUCACUUGUAAAACCCUUUUUAAGUUAUUUGAUAUGAAACACGGCACUUGAUGCUAUAUGGCUGCAUGCUGGAAUAUCUGAAAGGGAAGACACGAACAAGAGAAGAAGGGUUGCCCUCUGUUGGCUACCAGAGGUCUAUUUUCUUUAAUUCAUUGAUUCUUUAUUUUUAUUUUAUUUUUUUACUCAAAGAGCGGCAUUAUGGCUAUCCAACACGCUUUCAGAUGUGUAAUCAUUAUGUAACAACAAGUGACUCCAUCAUUGUUGUGAAGUACUGUACACAAUAGCUUUACUUUGUUUCUGUUUUUUUGAAAGAAAAGAAGAGACAGUAGGUGAAUACGCUCUGCAGAUCUUGCCAUGAUGGCGUCCAACUUUUCAAGCCAGUGCGACCACUUUGCCGGUGGCCGUUGUGUUAUUAAAAAGAAAAACCCGCUGCUUUCGCUUUGUAUCAAAAAAAGUCGCAUUUGGAAUUCACUUUAUAAUCUCCUUUCAGUAUUUUAUUAACAUCCUAGUCAUCACUGUGAAAGCAGGCUGUGUUUUUUAUUUAUGAAGGUACAUGGAGAAGAUGCAUUUUUGAAUAUUUUGUGGUUCUUCUUCUUUAAAAAAAAAUCUAUAAGUGUAAGAAUAUCUAGGGUGACUCAAGCUGCUUCAGACUCGUAGUAUAAACUGUCCCGUGUGGAGGUAGACCUGCCACUCCCACCCACAACCAGCACCCCAGAAACCCCUCUGUUAUAGCUUGUUGACCCUCAGGAGGACUCCCACCCCCCUCCCCCUCCCAUUAAAAGGACUUUGUUUGGUUGCCUUUUGCCAGCUACCUCGACUGUAAAGUAUUCUCAAGUUGUUCCGUUCUCUCAUGGCUCUGCCACGUCGUGUGGAGUCUGGGGAGAUUCACAAUUUGUCUGUGAUCAUCCGCAUGCCAGUAUGUUUUUGUUUUGUUUUGUUUUUUCCUGCUAUGUAGCCUAACAGACAUGAUGGACUUCAGUACAGAAGAUGCAAUGAUCCCCAAUUCCUGCAUCCUCAGUCGGGACAGUUUAUUCUACACUACAACCAAACCAAUUCUGACAAGCAAAGCAUCGUUUUGCCUUUUCUGCAAGGGAGUCUGUCUGUCUCUCUCUCUCUCUCUCUCUCUCUCUCUCUCUCUCUCUCUCUCUCUCUCUCUCUCACACACACACACACACACACACACACACACACACACACACACACACACACUCAUUGUUGCAUGUUUUCCCUAUAAGCCUCCUCUCUCUCUCUCUCUCUGUGUGUGUGUGUUUAGUAGCCUGUGUGGUCGUUUUUUUCUUUUUCCACAUUUUUUCAGUCAUACAAAACAGAAACAACAACAACAAAAAAGGAAUUGUAUCGCAUGACUUAUAAAUGCAGGGAGUUUUAUUGCACAAAAAUGAGGAGCCUUGUGCGCCCCCAGUGUUCGUACGGGGUAACUGCAGGAGCCAAGGCUUUGGAAUAGUUACUACUACUGAGCAGGACCCUAUUACUGUUGGACGAUGAAGAUUUAAGAAAAACACAUGACUGCUGCAGGAUGUCACCGAAAAGGAAAACGAGAGAGAGAAAAAAGAAUUUGGUUUCAUAAACUUGCCUGCUGCAUUUUGAACGUCAUGGCACCCUAACAUUUGUAUCAAUGCUGCUUGUAUGUUUCUUUUUUAUUUUAUUUUUGUUAAUGAUGAUGUUUGUUUUUUUUUUUUUUAAACCUACUGCUCAAAUGGCCGACAGUUGUAUAGAAGCUUCACAGCAGCACUGGCUCACCUCAUGAGAAGCUUUGUGUGUGUGUGUGUGUGUGUGUGUGUUUUCUUUUUAAAUUGAAGUGUGUGUGGUUGUGUGCCUCUCAUGAGCCCCCUGGCCCCUGUGUUGCUGUGGUAAAACAGUCAUCCAGACUGACAACAUCCCAUUUUAUACCUGGAACAACCACAAGUAUCUGAAGCGAUAGAUCCACUACAUCAAGGCAUAGAUUGGUAUCAGGCAACAAAUGAAAUAUGCAUCGCUUGUCUUAAACUUGAUGAUUUUUUUCUUCUUUUUUUUUCUUUGAAUAUUGCACUGAUGACUGUCGUUGAAAGUUGGCCUUUGUGUGUCAACAUUUAAAUUUUUUUCUGAAUAGAAAAAAAACAAACACAACAAAAUACUAUUGUAUAAAUAUAUGCUCCAGGUGAUAAUGUCCUAAUGUGUGUGUUACUUUGUGGAAAAAACAUGCUGUUUUUUUUAACAAAGAUGCGUGUAUCGCUGUGAUUGGGUGUAUGUAUAUAUACAUAUGGAUAUAUAUAUCAACGCUGAUGAUGAUGAUAUCUUGGGGCACUUUCUUUUCUGAAGUGCUGUCUUCCUGUUUUUUUUGAAAGGGGAAUAAUACAUUUGAUGGUAAGAUCAUUGUAACAUGAUUAAAAAUUGCACGGUUGUGUGGUUGUUUGGCUUACCAGGGUCAUAACAUUUAUGACGUAAGGAGCCGGCCGCCGGAAUGGUGUACAUGAGUGAGAUGAUUUUUGUUUUUCUUUUGUUUGUUUGUUUGUUUUUAAGAGAAAAAGUGCUGACUUCUUUGGACCAAGUAGUGUUUCUGGUCUUGCUUCAUUUCAAGCAAGAGGAAACAGCUGAUUUUUCAUGAGUGAUGCAGAUGUUCCAUCAUGUUUGUUUUUGUUUGUAUUCUUUUACUUUUGAACGUUUGUAACACUGUGAUGAUGACGUGAUGUCAUGUGGAGAUGAGUGCUGUAUUAUUUUUGUACGUUUGUGUACAAGCCAGUAAAGAAAUCAUUAAACUCAAAUUCUCAGUGUA
Molecule: messenger RNA, 4566 nt
Organism: Chelmon rostratus (copperband butterflyfish)
Lineage: Eukaryota; Metazoa; Chordata; Actinopteri; Chaetodontiformes; Chaetodontidae
Gene: nrarpa
Product: NOTCH regulated ankyrin repeat protein a
Exons: 2
Coding region: 954-1292 (112 amino acids)
Cellular component (GO): cytoplasm
Molecular function (GO): enzyme inhibitor activity; protein binding; phosphatase regulator activity
Source: RefSeq, a predicted model, not a curated record